AUCUAGAAGACGGGGAAUCUAAAAACACUCCCCCAAAAGCGAAACUGAAAAUUGAGAAGAAGAAAAAAAAAUUAGGGUUCUUCAUCAACAAUAAGCGAUGGGUGACUUUGAAGGCUGGACUAAGUGGCUGGUACCAGGGUUUUUGCUGUGGAAACCAGAGGAUCCUGGCUAUGAGAGACCUGCGUACAGGGAUUGGACCGAGGAGGAGGAUGAGCCUAAGUACUCACCAAAGGAAGAACUUGCCUUACUCGACAAACAAAUCCUUGCAAGCGAUGGGUUUGAUAUCGACUACACACACUUCCGGUGUGUCUUCAACUACCAUCUUGCUUAUCUCGACUCAGAUGAAUUCGCUGAGGAGCCAACAGAAACCACUAGGGAUUUACUCGAGAGGCUCUCUAGGAAGGCCCUUGAUGACCACAAUCUCGAAUAUGGAACAGAAUUUGAGUUUGUCAAGGUUGUGAAAGCCAACUUUCACUGGUGUUGUGCAUAUAUGUUUCUCAUAACAUUUGAAGUUGUUGAUCCUUAUGAUAACUUGAUAAAACUCUUCCAAACAAGGGUUCGCUACGAGACAGAUAUCGUGACUGAGUAUGUCUUCUGCAGGCCGAAACCCAAUCAAGGAGUGGAAUGCAUUGGUGUGAAGAACAAUGAUGGUGUUGGGAAUGAUGUCCAAAACAAUGUCAAGAAACAAAAGAUUGGAGUAUGAGCUUCUAUAUGCCACAAGCAGUGAGAACCGAGAGAUGCUCGAUUGUUAUUAUAUCUAUUUGCGUCCUAAAUUUGACUUGAGUUGCUGUAUUGCUGCCUACAAAUUAAAAACUUAUUGUAUGAGAUGUUCUUUCUACUGCUUUUUUUUAGCUUGUGUCGUUGUUUACUAUAUCUAACUCCAGCAUUGCGUUCUUUAAAAUAAAACUUUCUUUUCUGACG
Molecule: messenger RNA, 921 nt
Organism: Arabidopsis lyrata subsp. lyrata
Lineage: Eukaryota; Viridiplantae; Streptophyta; Magnoliopsida; Brassicales; Brassicaceae
Exons: 6
Coding region: 98-703 (201 amino acids)
Source: RefSeq, a predicted model, not a curated record